This is a messenger RNA of Olea europaea var. sylvestris, 2477 nucleotides long. RefSeq lists its product as uncharacterized. Lineage: Eukaryota; Viridiplantae; Streptophyta; Magnoliopsida; Lamiales; Oleaceae. Bases 1527 to 2192 code for a protein of 221 amino acids. The transcript is spliced from 7 exons. The record is from RefSeq and is a predicted model, not a curated record.
AGUCGACUGCUCCAGUUCUCCACGCCAGUUGCCAAUUUUCCAUGGUUUGGGUUACGUCUACUGCAACUUAAGUCUCAACGGACCACUCCUAAAACCUACUGACGACGGGCAACGACGACGAUGCAACGGCAAAGUCACACUCACAGCAUCCUGUCCUAUGGCGUCGGCGGUCUUCUGACUUCUAUUAUCGGACUCGUUCGACGUUGUACUUGGUACUAUUUUGCUUUCAGCCCAAUGUUUUAGUCGUGAACAGUGUUCGCUAGCCUUUCUUUGUUUUUGGUUAUCCUCAAUUUUCUCUUGCAGCACAUGGAGUGAUUUUCUUUCCUUGUAUACAUGAUUAACAUGUAUGUGUCAGCAACUUUUGCUAGCUUGUUCUGUUUUCAUGAGAAAAAUUGGCCCCUUCUUCCUUAUGGGCAUAUUCUUUUUCUCUCCCUUACUAGCUUCUUAACCAUGUUUGUUCACUCUCUUAGUAUCUCUUUUUGGGUAUGUCAAAAACAUCAAAUUUCUGCUCUCUUGCUUUCCUUGGGACGCCAAAAAUGCACACCCUUUCUCUUUAGUGUAUGAUAUUCUAUUCAAUUCACUGUUAGUUUGAUCAGCUGAUACUGCUUUAACUAGCCUAAACUACACUGAAUUGAGGGGUAAAUCUAUGAGGAUUAUGUGGCAUCAGAUAGACCCUAUCACGAGGAAGACUGGCACUGGGAACCUUUAAUCAAGAAUAUCGACCCUUCAAUUACCAGUGCUCGCUUGCAAGAAGUCUUUGUUAAUUAUGGAGAAAUACUAUCAUGCAAAGUCGCUGAGGAAAAUGGGAAGAGUAAGGGUUUUGGUUUCAUUCAAUUUGAUUCCGAGAUAUCAGCUAUGGCAGCUCUAAAUGCCGUCAAUGGCACCCUGCCGGAAGGCAAGAAGUUAUGUGUGUCGAAGUUCAUUAAAAAGUGUGAGAGAAAGGACGCAGAACUAGGUUUCACAAACUUGUACGUGAAAAAUCUAGAUGGUCGUUUGAGGAUCACCUCAAAGAAAAGUUUUCAGAAUAUGGAAAGGUCUGCAGUGCUGUCACAAUGAAGGAUGAGAAUGGGAAAUCCAAAGGUUUUGGAUUUGUGAAUUUUGAUACACAUGAAGAGGCUACGAAAGCCAUGGCAACUCUAAAUGGAGCACUGAUUGGAAAGUAUCCUUCUUGCUCAGCACGAUUCAAAUAUAUCUAGCAUCCCCUUUUUUCACUACUUAAGAUUGACUCUUGAAUAAAGUAUUUUUUGUAUGAAUCAGGAUCAAAGAAUCUCUUUGUGGGAAGGGCUCAAAAGAAAGCUGACCGGAUGAAGCUUCUAAGACAAGUACAUCGACAUAAUUAUCCAGAGUCAAAGGCUUCAUAACUAUUUGUGGAUAAUCUUGAAGUAUCUGCUGAUGACUGGAAAUUGGAAGAAAUUUUCAGUGGUCAUGGAAAAGUAACAUCAGCAAACGUGAUCCAUGGUAGAGAUGGAGUUAGUGAAGGUUGUGGUUUUGUGAGAUUUACCAGUUCAAAGGAGGCAGCGAAAGCUAUGCUUUCACUAAAUGGAAUAACUAUCCAAGGGAAGAGACUGUAUGUAGCCUUGGUUUUGUACGAUGCAGAAAAAAUGCGAAGUUGUCCUUUAAAUUACCCAACUCAGUCAUUUUACACUAAAAACUUGGAUGUCAUUACCUCAGAAUUUCGGCCACUGCAUUAUGACUUCCCUCACUACUCCCCUUGGGAUCAUACAGCAUAUCAAAUUGUUCCUAUCCCACAAUUGAAUUCUUGGGAUCCAAAUUUGGGAGACAUUUCAUUCACUGCAUGUCCAAAUUCUGGGUACCUCUCGUUAAUUUUACGGAGCUCAGAAUCGCCCAGGAACCAUUUCCAUACAUAUCCCUCCACAGCAAAAAGUGCAUGGGAAUACCAAGAACUAUAUGCAAAAAUACAUAGUGUGUUUACUCAAAACCCCAUGGAGUCUACGAAGGAUAAAAAACUGUCUAGCAUAUUUCAAAACAAGAUUAUCAAUGGGGUGACUAUAAAGGAUCAAAAACCAUCUAGAAAAUUGCAAAACAAGAGGAUCAACGGAGUUGCAGAGAAGUUCUCUCAAGGAUCAGAAACUACAAAACCUGUUUCUGCAACAUGCUCGCCUGGGGAUAUGUAUUAUUAUCCUGUUAAGAUUGUUCAGGUCUCUGAUUACACAUUACACUUUCCUCAAUGAUCCCUAACUUUCUGCUGUUCGAAAUGAAGAUGUCUGACACAUAGAAGCUGCUAAAAUCGCCGUAAAGAAAGCAGUUUAACAGCCGGAGGAAAAUAGGAAUGAUUUAGGCGGUCUUGAUGCUUUGCCUAUCCAUGUCUAUCUGCCAAUCUAGUUUUCAUUCAUCUGUCUGUUAACAAAUUUUGUAAAAAUCAUUGUUAGUGUUUUCCACCGUGCAAUUGACAAUAAAAAACGUAUUGUAGGAAUCAUAACUGAUGCAAAUUCCAAUGCUUUUUUCUUUGUGGAGCA